GUGGAGCCAAGACAACUGGUAAAGGUGGAGCCAAGACAACUGGUAAAGGUGGAGCCAAGACAACUGGUAAAGGUGGAGCCAAGACAACUGGUAAAGGUGGAGCCAAGACAACUGGUAAAGGUGGAGCCAAGACAACUGGUAAAGGUGGAGCCAAGACAACUGGUAAAGGUGGAGCCAAGACAACUGGUAAAGGUGGAGCCAAGACAACUGGUAAAGGUGGAGCCAAGACAACUGCUAAAGCCAAGACAACUGCUAAAGCCAAGACAAUUGCUAAAGCCAAGACAACUGCUAAAAGAGUUACCGCCACUGCUAAACAUGAUGCUCACGAAAAAUUAUGCGAUGAUUUCUAUUAUCAACAUCAUCCUAGAUUUACCGUUGUUAAUGGUCAUACUAUUAAAGUCGAAGCGUCCUUAAAAGAAAAGGAAGAUUUCUUCUAUAAAUAUUAUCAUAAAUAUUUCGAAGAAUCCGAAUGUGAUGACUUCUAUUAUAAACAUCAUCCUAAAUAUACAGUUAUUCACGGUAAAACUGUUAAAGUCGAUGCAUCUCAACAAGAAAAAGAAUCUUUCUAUAAUAAAUAUUAUAAGAAAUAUUCUGAAGAAGAAGAUUGUGAUGAAUUCUACUUUAAACACCAUCCUAGAUAUACUGUUAUUCACGGUAAAACUGUUAAAGUCGAAGCUUCUAAAGAAGAAAAAUCAGAUUUCUAUCACAAAUAUUAUAAGAAAUAUUCUGAAGAAGAUGAGUGCGAAGAAUUCUAUUAUAAACAUCACCCCAAAUAUACUGUUAUUCACGGAAAAACUGUUAAAAACGAAGUAUCUAAACAAGAAAAAACAGAUUUCUAUCAUAAAUAUUACAAGAAAUAUACCGAAGAAGAAU
Molecule: messenger RNA, 873 nt
Organism: Racocetra fulgida
Lineage: Eukaryota; Fungi; Glomeromycota; Glomeromycetes; Diversisporales; Gigasporaceae
Source: the annotation of a GenBank genome assembly